Argentina anserina (silverweed cinquefoil) is the source of this 2834-nucleotide messenger RNA. Its product is annotated as pentatricopeptide repeat-containing protein At3g53700, chloroplastic-like. Gene Ontology annotation, molecular function: protein binding. The record is from RefSeq and is a predicted model, not a curated record. Bases 147 to 2333 code for a protein of 728 amino acids. The transcript has a single exon. NCBI's taxonomy places the organism in Eukaryota, Viridiplantae, Streptophyta, Magnoliopsida, Rosales, Rosaceae.
CUUCAUCACGGCAAAACAAAGAAGGUUCGGAUUCUACACAAACUUCCUGUUUGGUUCUUCAUCCCCAGGUCAGUGAUCAUCCUCAUUGCAUUUAAGCCGCUAUAACCCUCUACAAUAGCAUAGCAAAGUGUUCAUGAUUUCUUGCAAUGGCUGUAAAGCUCCGGCCUUUAGCUUUUUCUAAGAGAAUCCCCAUCUGGGUUUCUUCACGUUCUUACCUUUCUUCAAUUUCAUGCGCCAAAACCAUUGAAACUGACCCAGAAAACAAUCCAGACCCACCUAAUUUAUCUGAAUUUGAGCUAAAUAUUCAGUCUUUGAGGAACAAGCUUGUCCCUCAAAACCUGGUCCGGGUUUUGGAUAACACUGAUGAUUUGAGCUCGGCAGUGAAGCUGUUCAAAUGGGCCUCGCUCCAAAAACGGUUUAGCCACACCGCAGAAACGUAUUAUAAGAUAGUUUUGAAACUGGGAUUGGCUGGAAAUGUUAAGGAAAUGGAAGGGUUUUGUCACCAUAUGGUCAAAGAUAGAUGUCCUGGUGUUGAAGAAACUCUUUUGGAAUUGAUUGAUGUGUUUGUUAGAAAUGGUAGGCUAAGUGAGGCAAUAAGGGUACUUGUGAAUAUGAAAGCAGGUGGAAUUAGGGUCUCAGUUGAGACAUUUAAUGUUGUAUUGGGUGCUCUUGUGAAGGAGAAGAGGGAAUUUCGAGAGGUGGUGCUUGUUUAUAAGGAGAUGGUGAAGGCAGGGGUGUUGCCGACUGUUGAGACUUUGAACUUUUUGAUGGAGGGUUUGUUGGAGACUGAUCGGAUUGAGUCGGCUUUGGAUCAAUAUAGGAUAAUGAAAAAGAAGGGUUGCAAUCCUAAUAGUAGAACAUUUGAGAUAAUUAUACAGGCUCUUUUUACAAAAGGUCGUGUUGAUGAAGCUGUUCUUGUUUUAAGUGAAAUGUUUGAACUUGAAUGUCAGCUUGACAUGAGUUUCUAUACAUGCAUUAUCCCUUUGUUAUGUGGGGAAAAUAAAACAGCAGAGGGAAUCAGAUUGUUUGAAAUGAUGCGAGCUUCAAAUGUUAUGCCAAAUUUGCUGAUCUAUGAAGUUCUAUUACAGUGUUUAUGCAAGCACCUAUGUUUAGAUGAUUCGAUAAAGGUUUUAGAAGACAUGAUAGAAGCUGGCACAAUGCCACCCAGUAAUGUGAUUGUGGAUGUAAUGAAUGUCUUUUGUACACUGGAAAGGAUAGAUGAUGCUUUGAAGUUCUUGACAGAUAAGCAUAUCCUUGAAACUUCUGCCUAUAAUGUGUUGCUUGAAGGUUUCUGCAAUACUGGUAAAAUUAUCAUAGCAAAAGAUCUACUUGUGGAAAUGUCCGAAAGAAAUCUGGCUGAUUGUAAUUCUUGGAAUAUUCUCAUUAGAAGCCUAUGUGAGAAUGCAAGGAUGAAGGAAGUGUCUGAACUUCUUGAUAAAAUGGCGGUGCCAUCUUCUAUUCCUGAUUGUGCUACAUACUCAGCUCUUGUUCUUGGCAACUGCAGAAUUAGCAAUUACAGAAAAGCUCUUGAUAUGUUUUCUCACAUUCGAGCCAAAGACUGGGUUUUGGAUCCCACAUCUUACUCUGAGCUUGUCAAAGGUCUUUGCCUUGUGGAAUUGGCUUGUGAGGCUGCUGAUGUGUUCUAUUACAUGUCUAGUAAUGGAUGCCCUCUCCAGUUGCCAUCCUUCAAUAUGAUGAUCAAGGGUAUUUGUGAGACAGGAAAGGUUGUUGAAGCAAUAAGACUACAGAAACAGGCUUACUAUUCUGGUACCUUCUAUACAAGCUCAACUUACUCCACUAUAUUGGCAGGAUUAUCAAGAUUUGACGAGACAAAAGAGCAGCUGGUUAUCCUAUCAAGAAUGAUGGUGGAGGGUUGCAAUCUUGAUUUGGACGCUUACUGCAUCCUCAUUCAAAGUAUGAGUGUGCAGAAUCGAGUAAAGGAAUGUGCAUUGCUUUUCAGCAUGAUGGUCAGUAAGGGUCUCGUACCUGAUUCGGGGAGACUAGUUAGUCUAUUAUCUUGUAUAGCCAAGCAUUCUCAGUUGCACAGAGUUUUAGGUUCAAUUCAAAAAUUAAUUACCGAUGGUGAAGCUCUAAAUUCAACAGCCUACAACAUCCUAAUUUAUGGCCUCUGGAAAGAGGGAUAUAGACAUGACGCAAGCCAAUUCUUGGAUAUAAUGCUUGAAAAGGGUUGGGUGCCAGAUGCCAAGACCCAUGCGUUGUUGAUUGGGUCUGUUGUUAGUGAUGAAGUAGACAGGAAACCACUGAACUAUGAUACUGCUAGUGUCCAAGAUAAUGUUGACAAUAUCCUUGCAGAGGGCUUAGAUGCAACAUGACAGAAUUUUUCUUGUCAUGUGGUAGUGAGGAUUACUUCUCCAUUAGUCGCAUGGGAAGUUGUCAUUCUGAACUCAAGUCAGCCAUCCUCAGCCAAAUUACUUAACCAGAAUCCGGACAUAAUACACGAGCCCUGAACUCUGAUGAGAAACUCUUGCCAUUCUAGUGACUAAUGGAGUCUACAGAGUACAGAGUGCAUUUGUCUUCAUCAAUCCACACUCUACUAUUGGAGUUGUGGUAUCCACAUUCUGGGGUAGGACACUCAAAGAGAUAUUGACGAGAAUCAACUAAUCAGGUCUAUAUAGGUUGUACUUGCUCAUAUUUUCUUCAGAAACUCUACUUUGUAAAUGUGAUUAAUGUGUGGCUUGAUUUUAUUUUCAGGCAGUGUUUGACAAUAGUAGGGUUGCAUCUCUGCUAGCGUUUUGUCUUUUUGCUUGAUAAUAUUAUAGCACAGAAGUUCAGAUAGAACUGUGCUGAAAUUUACUAUCAACUUAUUAUGAUUG